Molecule: messenger RNA, 965 nt
Organism: Dioscorea cayenensis subsp. rotundata (Guinea yam)
Lineage: Eukaryota; Viridiplantae; Streptophyta; Magnoliopsida; Dioscoreales; Dioscoreaceae
Product: myb-related protein 308-like
Source: RefSeq, a predicted model, not a curated record
ACUUCCUCUUAUCUCAAAACUCAUCCUUAAAGAAGAAGGAAACACCACUAGAGAAAGACAAACAAGCAAGUCCCUUCUCUCCUUCUUAUCAUCUUCAUCCCUUAUCAAUCUAUAUUAAGAAUACACUCUCCUACUAGGGCUAACAACUUUAGGGUUGCCCAAAAUGGGAAGAUCUCCUUGUUGUGAGAAGGCUCACACAAACAAAGGGGCUUGGACUAAGGAAGAAGAUGAGAGGCUCAUCUCCUACAUCAAAGUUCACGGUGAAGGAUGUUGGCGGUCUCUCCCAAAAGCCGCCGGCUUGCUUCGGUGUGGCAAGAGUUGCCGUCUUCGGUGGAUCAACUAUCUUAGGCCAGACCUUAAGCGUGGAAACUUCACUGAAGAAGAGGAUGAGCUUAUCAUUAAGCUCCACAGCUUGUUAGGAAACAAGUGGUCUAUAAUUGCCGGCCGGCUUCCAGGAAGGACCGAUAACGAGAUCAAGAACUAUUGGAACACUCACAUCAAGCGGAAACUCCUUAGCCGUGGUCUAGACCCUCAAACACACCGGCCACUCAACCGCGCUGCCCUGACCACCACCUCCUACCGACCGGAGAACGCUAGAGGUCCCGAUACCGUUCCCCGGGAGACCACAGACUCUAUAGAGGAAGGACAUAGCAGUGGAACAAGCAUGGAUGAAGAUCAGUCAUCUGAAAUCAAUCUUGAGCUUUCUAUAAGCUUGCCAUAUGCUUCUGCUAAACCACCAUGUACUUCACCUAAGGUUGCAUGUGCACCGUCUCAAGCAAUUUGCUUGUGCUAUGAUCUUGGAUUAAGGAGGGGUGAAGCUUGUAGCUGCCAAAGCAUCAAAAGUUCACAAGUUAUUAGUUACUUUAGACCACUGGAAGAAAUUAAAUUUGGGUUGUAACUUUAUAAAUUGACUAUAAAUAUAUACAUGUUGAGUAGUUUUUAUAGAAGAAUUUCGUUUUUUUUUU